This is a messenger RNA of Vombatus ursinus (common wombat), 8573 nucleotides long. RefSeq names its product ASXL transcriptional regulator 2 (gene ASXL2). Gene Ontology annotation, molecular function: peroxisome proliferator activated receptor binding; chromatin binding; DNA binding. Bases 100 to 4497 code for a protein of 1465 amino acids. The record is from RefSeq and is a predicted model, not a curated record. NCBI's taxonomy places the organism in Eukaryota, Metazoa, Chordata, Mammalia, Diprotodontia, Vombatidae. The transcript has 14 exons. Gene Ontology annotation, cellular component: PR-DUB complex. Gene Ontology annotation, biological process: positive regulation of transcription by RNA polymerase II; animal organ morphogenesis.
CGCGCAGGCGGGCGGGCGAGCGAGCGAGCGAGCUAGCGGUGAGAGGGCGGGCGACCGGACCCCGGACACGGGAAGCUCCCAGCCAGUCUAAGCCCCGACAUGAGGGAAAAAGGCCGUAGGAAGAAGGGCAGGACCUGGGCGGAGGCCGCCAAGACGGUCCUGGAGAAAUAUCCCAAUACACCCAUGAGCCAUAAAGAAAUUCUUCAAGUUAUACAGAGGGAGGGAUUAAAAGAAAUCAGAAGUGGAACAUCUCCCCUUGCGUGUCUGAAUGCGAUGCUGCACACCAACUCCAGAGGGGAAGAAGGAAUUUUCUACAAGGUUCCAGGUAGAAUGGGAGUGUAUACCCUAAAGAAAGAUGUUCCAGAUGGCGUGAAAGAAUUAUCAGAAGGCUCUGAAGAGAGCAGCGAUGGCCAGUCAGAUUCCCCAAGUUCUGAGAACAGCAGUAGUAGCAGUGACGGUGGGAGCAACAAGGAGGGCAGGAAGAGCAGGUGGAAGAGGAAAGGGCCUAAGAGGCUGCAUGGUACAAAGAACAGAGGGCCAACCUCGAAGCCAGUAUCGUCUAGACUGUCACAGCCAUCUUCCCCCCAGUCAAGCUGUCCAUCUCCCUCCAUCUCAGCUGGUAAAGUCAUCUCUCCAUCCCAGAAGCACAGCAAGAAGGCACUGAAACAGGCUUUAAAACAGCAGCAGCAAAAGAAACAGCAGCAGCAACAGCAGCAGCAACAAUGUCGAACAAGCAUGCCCAUAUCCUCUAAUCAGCAUCUUCUGCUGAAGACAGUCAAAGCAGCCAGUGACCCUGUCCCCACUAAACCUGCUGUGUGGGAAGGAAAGCAGUCAGAUGGACAGUCAAGCAGUCCCCAUAAUUCAAACUCUAGUUCUUCUUCUUCAGUUAAAGUUGAAAACCCCUUGCCAGGUUUGGGGAAGAAACCAUUCCAGAGAUCUGACAGGCUUCAUACAAGGCAACUGAAAAGGACUAAAUGUGCUGAAAUUGAUGUUGAAACACCUGAUUCUAUCCUGGUUAACACCAAUCUGAGGGCUCUAAUUAACAAACACACAUUUUCAGUCCUUCCUGGGGACUGCCAGCAGCGACUUUUGCUUUUGCUUCCAGAGGUGGACCGGCAGGUUGGUGCAGAUGGUUUGAUGAAGCUGAAUGGUUCAGCCCUUAACAAUGAAUUUUUCACUUCAGCUGCUCAAGGCUGGAAGGAAAGACUUUCAGAAGGUGAAUUCACACCUGAAAUGCAGGUGAGAAUAAGACAAGAAAUUGAGAAAGAGAAAAAAGUGGAGCCAUGGAAGGAACAAUUCUUUGAGAGCUAUUAUGGGCAGAGUUCUGGGUUGAGCCUUGAGGAUUCAAGGAAGCUAACUAGUGCUACCAGUGACCCCAAAAUGAAGAAACCCCUGACUGAACAACCAAAACCCACACCACCUUCAGAUGAACCUCCCAUCAAAACAGUGGUGGCGGCCCCAGAAGCAGAGUCUAAGCCAGUGCUGCUGCUUUCCCCAGUAAGGAAAGAAUCGGGAGCGAGCACAGAAGUGCUGCCCAAACCCUCCAGAUCCCCGGAGCCUUUCGUUUGCUCAACUAGCAGUGUCAUUGAACAAGACAAAACAGGCCCUAUCACAGGCCCAGAGGAUGAGGACCCCUUAGGCCGAAGGAAGCCAGCAACCGCUGCUGAGCCAAAGCCUGAAGAUGAAAAUCAUCUCACUGUAGCUGCUCCCAUCGUAAAGGAAAACAAAGGCACAGCUCUUUUGACUCCAAGCAAACCAAAGAGCCCAGGAAUUGGAAAACCAGUCAUAAGACCAGUCAUGGAAGAAAGUCCUCAGGAGCACAACAUGAAAGUUGCCUCUCCCUCCGACCACAGCGAUCCGAACCCAGAAGGUCUCAAGAGGAAGUCUUCACUCACUGAAGAAGAGACCCCAGUGAGCUGGGAGAAAAGGCCUCGCGUCCUUGAGAACCACCAGCACCAGCAGCCGCUUCAAGCCUCCCCGCAGCCCUUUCCCCUCAGGGAGGACAGGGUCCAGGUGCGGAAAGUUCCACCACUCAAGAUCCCAGUCUCCAGAAUCUCCCACGUGCCAUUUCCUACAGGACAGGUCUCUCCCAGGGUUCGUUUUCCAGCCUCUAUCACUAGUCCCAACAGAAAAGGAGCCAGAACCCUUGCAGACAUCAAAGCAAAAGCCCAGCUGGCCAAAGCCCAGAGGGCAGCUGCUGCCGCCGCCGCUGCCGCAGCUGCAGCUGCCUCUGUUGGGGGGACCAUCCCAGGUCCUGGCCCCGGAGGGGGAGGAGAAGGAGCAGCAGGAAGAGGAGGGGAGCCAGGAUCAGGUGGAGCCAGUGAAACUGGAAAAGGGAACACACUGGAACUGGCAGGAACUGGAAGCAGGGGAGGUACGAGAGAGCUUUUACCCGAUGGUUCAGAGACUCAAUCCCAAGUUGAGACCAAGGCCCCAGGCCCGGCAUCACCUCACAGUGUCUCUAGAGCACAACUACAGCAAGCCCCCCCCUUACCAUCCAGAUCUGCAGUCAGUGGAGCAUGUUCAAGUAACCCCUCAGCAGCCCUCACUAACCCACCCCCCCCAACUUUAGAGAAGCUGAAGAGUGAAGAUCCAGACUCCUCUUUGGGGACAGACAGAACGGUUCCCUAUCGCCCUUCACAGGUUCCCACUAACUUCAAACAAGAGAAAGCACCUUCUCCUUCAGCAGGCUCAGCCCUGACCUCAGGGACCCCACCUGCUCAGGUUGCAGCAGAAUGCACAGUUGAGCCUAGAGCUAGUUCUAGGAAAGACAUAGUAAGUGUUGCAGCUGUAGUAGAAACAAGUCCUAGUGCUCCUAUGGAGGUGGCUCCUUCCUCUUUGACAACUUUACCAAUAGCAGCCACUUUAGAAAAGCCUUUGCCACCCCAGACCAGUGUUCCUGCAGCACCUACUGUAUCAGCUCCAUCCUCUAGCACUUUGCCAACCUCUAGCCUUAAAGCUCAAGGAGCUUCCUCAAAUACAAGCGGACCCACUGCACGGCCAAGCUCUAGUAUUCCUGCUAAUAACCCUUUGGUCACCCAGCUGCUCCAAGGCAAAGAUGUUCCCUUGGAGCAGAUACUGCCUAAGCCUCUCACCAAAGUAGAAAUGAAAACUGUUCCAUUGGUUACAAAGGAGGAGAAAGGGACAGCAGCACCCAGGGACACCAGCAUUACAGGAACUAGUGCCAGAGGGGAAGGUAGUGAGAGACAGUCUUAUCUGUCUACGCCUCAGUCAGAGAAAAUCCAUCAGAGUAAGCAGUUACCCCAGGUCCCAAGGACCCUCCACCUCUUCUCAGGAAAGGACCUGAGGGACUCUAACAUUGAUCAGUAUCCUUGCCAAGAAGGACUCAAUAAGGCAACCCAAGAGCAUCUUCUCCAGACACUCAUUAAAAGGGUUCAGAGGCAGAACUUGCUAUCAGUCUUACAGCCCACCCAGUUCAGCCUCACUCACUCAGGUUUCCAAUUAGAGGACAUCUCUACCAGCCAGAGGUUUAUGCUGGGUUUUACAGGCAGAAGGACAUCCAAGCCUGCCAUGUCAGGCCACUACUUACUCAACAUUUCCACCUAUGGCCGGGGUUCAGAGAGCUUUAAAAGAGCCCAGUCCAUGAAUUCUGAGGAUCGUUUUUGUUUGAACAGUCCUCCUGAGGCCUUUAAAAUGGAAAACCAAGAUUACAAAGGGGCUCUAGCAGAUGGCAGCAGCAGUAAAGAUGAAGAUGAGACUGAUGAAGAGAGUACAGAUGAUGAAGAGGAACAGAUUCUAGUGAAGGAGGAGCCCUCACCUUCCCAGGUUUCUGGGAAGUGCGAAGGAGGCCCAGGAGUCUAUAGCAGAGAUACCCUAUCGACAUAUGACACUCUAACCAACAAGAAUAUGAAAGCUGAAGCACCAGUGAUGGGUCAUGCCACUGUCAGCAAGGAGAAUUUCCACCUCUUCCCUACAGGUCAAGUAUUUGAUGGAAACACCCUGGCCAGAGAUUUCCUUCAGGCAGCUCAGGAACGAAUGGCCCAUGCAAUGAGGGGAAAGAUGAUAAAUAGUAGCCCUGAGCUAUAUGGUACUCUUCCUCUCCCUACAGACAGCCCUACACGUCAGCCUCUGCUCCUUCCACCACUGCAAACCCCAAAGCUUUAUGGAAGCCCACCACGGCAGCUUGGGCCCAGCUAUAGAGGCAUGAUCAAUGUCUCUACUUCUUCUGAUGUGGACCACAGCUCUGCUGUGUCAGGAAUGCCUGACUGUAAUCAGGUGUCUAGCAACAUGGGGGAUGUCAUGUCCUUCUCGGUGACAGUCACCACCAUCCCUGCUAGCCAGGCAAUGAACCCCAGUAGCCAUGGACAGACCCUCCCUGUGCAGGCCUUCCCUGAAGAAAACAGUGUGGAAGACUCGCCUUCCAAAUGCUAUUGCAGGUUGAAAGCCAUGAUCAUGUGCAAAGGCUGUGGUGCCUUCUGCCAUGAUGAUUGCAUUGGCCCCUCGAAACUGUGUGUCUCCUGCCUUGUGGUCCGGUGAGAGACAAUGGAAGAGCAGAAAAUGAGAGAGACCCUAGAGAAAAAAGUGGAUAGGCAAGUAUAUAGGGAGACACAAGUAUGUAUAGGUCCUUCUUUUGGAAUCACAGGAAGAAAGAACUAAUUUCGGUUGUCUUACUCAAGAGAUAAAUGUUACGUAAUCAGGAAUACAAAACACAGUUUUUACCUUUUAAUGGAAGAGCACCUUGUUGUACAGUAAGUCUAAGUCAAGCAAGACUUUGUGAAUUGUGACAAGUUUGCACUUAUAAAAUCAUGUAAAAUAUGUCACAUUAUUUUGUUUAAAAAUUAUUUUUCCAAGUGUUUAGGAGAUAAUGUAUUACUGUGGACUUAUGCUUUGGUUCCAGUUCACAUGACUCAGAAAAGCUUGCUAACCUGAAAGAACAGAGCCACUUCCUUUCCAACCUCUCCCCUGUGAGUCAGGCUAAGAAAAGAAGGUAGAGGGAAGGGCCAAAGGUAGUGGCUCUCCAUCCUAAUGAAGGCCUUGAAAUUCUGGUUGGAGAAAUUACUUGGCCUCUUUGAAGGAUUUGGGCACAGGGCAUACUUAGUCUCUUUAUCUAAGGGAGAGUCUUGCUCAGUUUGGACAUUGCUAAGGCAUUAAUUUCACAAAGAGGAUUGCAAACCUUUUUUCCACCAGCUCUGACCUGCUUCUGCUCCUAGUCUCUCCAGAAGCUAUGUGGCAUCUGAGCACUAUGCUUGUGGAUACUUGCCAUUCUCCCAACCCUACCUGCGUGCCCUGAGACAGGGUAUUGUAGGAAGGGUGCAGCACCUCAGCCUGACUGCCUACUAGCUUGGGUAGGGCAGUGAUUCCAGCAAUAAUAAUGAGCACUUAGUUACUCCUGGGAAUUCUUGAGUAGUUCAGCAGCAGAUAUUUAAAAAAAAAAAAAAAAGAAGAAAGAAAGAAAAAAAAAAAGAAAAAAGACAGUAAUAGAACUUGGGCUAUGUUUCCUUUUGGGUAUGUUUGAAAUUGUGGGGGCACAUGGAAGAGCAAAAACUUGCUCGGUUUUAACACUAGCCUUGAAAUAGCCUCAUCUAUCUUCAACCAGACACUCAGUGCUAAGCAGACAGUACUUAGAUAGGAUAAGUGAGUAAUGCCACAGUUGCAGUUUCUGUUACACUCGUUUUGGCCUGACAGGACACUGUGGGGCAUGUACUAGGCUAAUAAUUUAUAUAUUUUUAAAUUUAUAUAUGUAUAUAUAUUUUUUAAAACACAAGUCAGGCACUUUUCAUAUUUUUGAAAAUUCCAAACCCUCAGUUUGUCUAUGUCUGCUCUGGAAAGCCUAAGAGUAAUGAUGUCUAAGAAUGAGCAAGGGAGAAACAGCAGAUUCACCUGGGAGUACAAAACUAGAAUAGAGGUCUGCACCCUGGCUACCUGGGAUUGGAGGUUAUCAUUGGCUUAGUGAUAGGACAGCAACCAGAAUUACUUAGUAAAGUUGGGGUGGCCUUGAUUUGCAAAAAUUGUCAUGUCGAGUACAAGGCCUAAUUUCAAGUGUAUAAAAUAGAAUUACCAGUGCAGCAGACAAAUACAACUAGUUACAUUCAGGGCAUGGCAUUUCUGAAAUCCAAAACAUUUUAGAACCUAAAAAUUGAAUUACAUUCCAGAAUAGGAGAUAGCAAGAGAUACCUAUUUAGUGUUACUUGAUCCUUUCCCAUUUUACUCUUUCUCCCCCCUUGUCAUUGUUUUCUUAAACUACACAAUCUCGACAGUCCCCACCCCCCCCUCCUCGAGCCCCAUUCCAAACUUUGUAUAAGAUUUACAUCCCCAUUAGUGGUCUUUCCUACUUGUGGCCUGAUGCAGUCAUAGGACUGUCUGAAACUCAUGCUCCGGCUGGCAUGAUAUUUUUCCAUUGUUGACCACUAUGCACAUAUAGUCAAGAAGAGGAAAGACUGCAGGAAUCCCAAGGCUGGCAGCAGCUGCUCCAAUUAGCUCACACAGCAGAAGGUCAGGCUAUGGGUUUGUUCUGCUCUCUUUCUACCUGCAGGUAGAAAUGCUCUGGGCAACUUGAGGAGGUUCUAAGUGGCGAAGAAUUUGGCCUGCUGGUGGGUAACUUCAUUCUCUGUCUCUCUACUUCCCUUCCUCAUGCUAGUAGUCUAGGGGGAUCGUCAGCAUAUGGUUCAAGGAAAGUUCUGGUUGAUCCUUAAAUCUAGGGAUAGACAAAUGACUUAGCUACAGAGGAAGGAAAACUUCAGGCCAUCACAAGGCCAAUCUAUCUUGUCUCUUAAUUCAUAUUGACUAUGGUGUUAAAAAUAAAAAGAUUUUUAAUGUUAAACUCUUCACUAGAUGCUGUAACAUGUAAGCAAACUAAAGCUCCUAAUUUUCAAAAUUUGUUAAAACAAAAAACCAAGAAAUAGAUUUGUACAUUUCCCCCACAAUGUAGUGUUUGAGUGCAUUCCUGCCCUGUCUUCUCAGACUGUCACAGCUUAUAAAAAGGAUUUAGUCCAUGUCUCUGUUGUUGAGGAUCAUAUGUGAACUACAAGGAGACCAGAGGGUGUAGGUCACAUCCACUUUCACAUUUUUUGUUGGAAAAUAGCAAUGCAUUGUUCAAGUGGGAAGUCAUGUCUUGCAUAUUAAACAACAAAAGCAAAAAAUACUUUUGAACUUGGUAUUAGUCUUGAAAAAUGAAGCAGUUGGAGAUGAAAACCUAUUGGAACAUUAUCAGUAGAUACUGGUUUUCCCAUAUCUUCUGAGGGUUCUGGUUUUGGUUUUAGUUUUAUAUAUAUAUAUAUAUAUAUUUUUUUUUUUUUCCUAUCUUCCUUCCUAUUCAACUUGAAGUAUUUUCAAGGAAAGUGCUAAGCGUUCUUAUAGAAUAGAGUUAAAUUGCACUACUCCCAUUGACUUUAAUUGGGUGUUGCAUCCCUAGUGGGCAUGCUUCAGAUACACCCCUCUCUAUCCUUCGGAUGCCUUCCGGUACAGGUUCUUCUGCAGGGAAAUAGCAUUAAUAAUACAGUAUCUCCAGGUCUUAAAUUAUGUGUGUUCUGAAUUAUUUGUUAUAAAAUGUUCUUUGAAUUUGAAAUUGUGCUAGUUAUAAAAACCACACCAUCUAGUCAAUAAGAAUAGAAAACCAAAUAAACAUGCCCCAGGUUCUCUGUCCUCCUCCCCCUCCAUCCACAUGCUCAAGUUACUGAUGCUCUUUGCUAUCAGAUUGAGCAUCCUUAGUAAGAGCUGGUAACAUUUUCUGCAGGCUGAGAGAUGUUUUGAAACUUAUUUCUCAAAUUUAAAUAACCAUUCAGGGUAAGACCAAAUCUGCCAGGUAAGGGUUUUAAUCAAUACAUUGUUAAUCACCUGGCUUUAGCCAUUAAGAAUAACAUGUUAGUGCUAUUAAAUGCCUAACUGGCUAUUAUUGCAUUUUACCACCUUCAGGACCAUGAAAGAGCUCUCUGGUUAGGGUCUUAUUGAAUGUGGUUACCAAAAUGGAGGGGUCUUAAGGGACUCAUGUUAACUAGGUGUUUUGAAGGCUUCACUGACAGUGAGUAGCAUCAGUAUCUUGCUUGUGUCUGGCUCUCAUAUAUAAAGUAAACCUUACCAGUUUUCCCAUGAUGCAAAAAUAGAAAAGGUCUUGAUUCUGCCCUAUUACGUAGCUGUACAAAACACUUGGGCUAAAACUUGGCCCAGGGGGUAGGCUUCAGCUUGGGCAUUUGAAGAGUCCAGAAAGACUUUGGGACACAUGCUAGGCAGGGAUUUUUUCCUACCUAAACCUGUUGGAGGGAAGCAACAGGGAUAUUUGCUAAGAUUGAAAUAAUACCUUCAGAGAUUCUUGGUUACUUUAUUUUUAUUAAUCCUAUACAUUUGAUACAAAUAUUGAAGAUCAGUUUAAAAAAAGCUUUCCAAUAAUAUAUUUUAAGUAAUAUAUAUUUUAAUAUCUGUAAAAAGUAAAUUGACAGCAGAAGACUUGUGAAUUUCUGAUACAGGGUAUGUUGGGUUCGGGGCCUCCGCAGAGGCACCACUCUCCAAGGAAGUGACUGAAAGGCACUCGGAUUAUUUCCAUAUAAUGCAAUAAGUAAAGGGGAUAGUUCUGGGGUUUGUUUUUUAUUUCAAAAUAAAUUUGACAUUGUUUACCACAA